AUCUGCCAUAGGGGAGCUUGUGAGACUUCUCUACGACAUUGUUAUCCAAUUCAACUCAUGUACACGUGAUAACCUCCUCUCUUCUUAUGCCAGUCUGCAGAUGCAGAGGCUGCAUGUACUGGGGUAAAGCUGGAGAGGUCUGAAAGAGAGGAGGACGCAUGGCACAGCAGAGACACCCAGACUCGAGUGGCGGUAGAGCCCCAUGUAGCCACAAAGGACUCCCCCACCAUCGCCCCAGCGCCUCCCAGGACCCGACACAGAAUCACGGAGGUCAGUGGAACGCAGAACGCCGUCCUCAAGUCAGAGACAGACACGGAUACUUUAACUGUAACACACAGGCUCUUACACACAGGAUCUGACCACAGAUCAGACCCAGAGAGACUGGGGAAGGGGCCACUGCGCUAUCCUCCUGCUCCCGGCACAGAGUACUUACCGGUAUUUCACCAGAGCCAGAGGAUGGUUCAUUCCCGUGGAGAUGGUAAAACGUUAGACACUGGUGGUGAUGAUCCGUCUUGUUCUUACGCUACAGAAAUGGACCCUGGCAACAUAUCCUUGGGUUUAGAGACACAGACUGAUCUGUCUAGAGAAGACUGGAACCAGUACAAUAGUGGUGUAUACUCUGAAGGGCCUCUAGAUAAGAAAGGGGAGGGUCUUGUCGUAGAUGAGGUGACUGUGAAAGUGGAGGGCGACGCUCCUCUGACAUGGAAUGUAGACAAGACUCACUUAGGAGAAGGAUACUCACAAGGCAGAGAUUUCUUAGAUUACAGGGAAAGUUUGGAGACAAAUCCAAAUGUCACGACCCACUCUCCUUUACACACGGUCAGGGAUCGCGAGUCAGUGUCCACGUCGAUGGGACCUUCCGAUUCACACGACCACGUCCUUUUCGAUCAAGUAUUGAACUCAAAGGGCCAAAGGGCCAAGGGGAGGGAAGGGGGAGCAACAUCAGGCAAUAGUAAAGAGAAACGGUUCCUCUGCAUGUUCUGUAACAAAGGCUUCAGCUGCCUCCAGAAGGUGGAGAUCCACCAGAGGGUCCACACAGGGGAGAAACCCUACAGCUGUACGCAGUGUCAUAUGCGCUUCGCUGAGGCUGGCAACCUGAAGAGGCACCAGAGGGUCCACACAGGGGAGAAACCAUUUGGCUGUACCCAGUGUCACAUGCGUUUCGCCCAGGCUGGUCACCUGAAGAGACACCAGAGGGUCCACACAGGGGAUAAAUCCUACAGCUGACCCCAUUGUGAGAAGAGAUUCUCCUGGAAGAGAUGGGAGCUACCACCAGCAGAAAAAACAUUCCACUCUAUAACAUAGAAAGCAACCAUUCCUCUCAGUAGCUUCUGAUGUUACGUUCAAACACUGCAUUAAAGACACCGAUUCAUUUUUA
Salvelinus sp. IW2-2015 is the source of this 1378-nucleotide messenger RNA. The record is from RefSeq and is a predicted model, not a curated record. Lineage: Eukaryota; Metazoa; Chordata; Actinopteri; Salmoniformes; Salmonidae.